CAUGCGUUUAGUUGUCUCGGCUAGCUUUGCGUCUGGUCUGUAGCAGCAUGGAUGACUUAGAGAAAUGGCCAGAAAUAGAGAAAGCAGCGACAGGGAAGAGACGUGAACUGGUCUUACAGGGUCCAGCUGUCGACAAGAGGGUCUCCUCUAAUGGCGGGCUCGCCUCUGCUAUCUACUCCCUCACACUGCUCAAUUAUCUGGAGGUUAGUCAGUGUCCGAGUCUGACAGAGCUACACGAGGACAUCCAACACCUGACGAACCUCCAAAGCCUCAUCCUGUGCAGGAACAAGCUAGCCUCCAUCCCCAAUGUCGUCGCUAACCUAAAGUCCCUGAAGGUCCUGGACCUUUCGGUCAACAACAUGAAGGUUUUACCAGAGGGAAUCACCCAGUUAAAGGAGCUGAACACGCUCAAUGUGAGCUGCAACAGCCUGGAGGUCCUGCCAGAGGGACUGAGCCAGUGCACCAAGCUCUCCACCAUCAACAUCUCUAAGAAUAACAUCACCGGCUUCCCCGCUGAUUUCUACUCCGAGCGGCUGGACCUCCUCAGCACGCUGGUCGCCUCUGACAACUCCAUCGACCGGCUGAGUGGAGACAUCCUCAAGCUGCCUGCUCUGAAGGUGCUGGAUCUCUCCAACAACAAGCUAAGCGAGAUCCCGUCCGAUCUGAGCGACUGCCCCAAGCUCAAGGAGAUCAACUUCAAAGGCAACAAGCUGAAUGACAAACGUCUGGAGAAGAUGGUCAACGGCUGCCAGACCAAGUCCAUCCUCGACUACCUCAGAGGCAAAGGAAAAGGGAGACAGGGAGAGGAUGGAGGUGAUGUGGACGGGGGUCGCAGUGCAGACAGGGGGAAGAGGCAGCAGCAGAGGAAGAAGAAGGAGAAGGUGGCGGACGAACAGGACGAGGUGGAUGAACUGAACAAGAUGGUGGUGAGGGUUCUUCAUGUUUCGGAUGCUCCUACAGCACUCACAGUCAAAGUGAGCGCCGAGGUGAAAGAUGUUCGACCGUAUUUGGUGUGCUGCGUGGUCAGAGGCAUGAACCUGAAGUCUGGGAAUGCUCUUAAACGGUUCCUGGUGGCUCAGACCAAGCUUCACGAUGACUUGUGUGGUAAAAGGACCAUCGCAACCAUUGCAACUCAUGACGUGCAGCUUCUCAAAACUCCUUUGAUUUAUGAUGUCAAGCCACCUACUCAGCUGAAGAUUGUGCCGCUGGCUCGGAAGGAGAUGACAGCCGUCGAGCUGAUAAGACAUCUUCAGCUGGAGGCUGACGAGCUUAGGAAGCAGAAGAAGAGGCAGAACGUCACCGGCCUCCACAAAUAUCUGCAGAUUUUGCAAGGAAAAACACUCUAUCCCUGCCUGGUGGAUGCAGAGGGACAUGUCAUUUCAUUCCCACCUAUUACCAACAGUGAGAAAACCAAGAUCAAGAAGACCACCAAAGAGUUGUUCUUGGAGGUGACAAGUGCAACCAGCCUGCAGACCUGUAAAGAUGUUAUGGACGCUCUGAUUGUAAAAAUGGCAGAGUUGAACAAGUUCACGGCAGAGCAUCAGGAGGAGGUGGGAUCAGACGGGGAAGGGGACACCCCACAAGAGACGGCUUCCAGCUGUGAGACUUCCAGCGAGUUGAUCAUCCAGCAGGUCAGAACGGUCGACCAAGACGGGAACCUGAAAGUCGUCUACCCGUCAAAGACCGACCUCUCUAAAGAUGUCAGCAACGUGACCCUCAUUUGGUAGUCAGGCUGCCAGUAACCUCUGAUGUUUACACUCACAUUCACACUCACACUCACUCACAUGCUACAUGAAUUAGUUUUAUUAUUUAUUAUUAACAUUGUGGGACAUUAAGGGUAAGUUUUGACAACAGGUAACAAAAAUGACCUGAUCCUUUUGAUUCAGGGAGUGCAGAAAGUCUAAAAUAAUUUUUUGUGAUUUAAAACAUCCAGCAGCAGUUAGAUUUUUAUAAUAUGUUUUGGCUGUUGCCAAAUGUUGACAUUUCUGAUUAAUGUACAGCUUUUUGAACCACAUGUUGUAAUACUUUAAUAAAUCUUCCUGCUUCCUAAAAGCUUGAUCAACAUGACAAAA
This is a messenger RNA of Larimichthys crocea (large yellow croaker), 2072 nucleotides long. It is a transcript of the gene lrrc47, whose product is annotated as leucine rich repeat containing 47. The record is from RefSeq and is a predicted model, not a curated record. Gene Ontology annotation, molecular function: phenylalanine-tRNA ligase activity; protein binding; RNA binding. Bases 48 to 1727 code for a protein of 559 amino acids. NCBI's taxonomy places the organism in Eukaryota, Metazoa, Chordata, Actinopteri, Sciaenidae. Gene Ontology annotation, biological process: phenylalanyl-tRNA aminoacylation. The transcript has 7 exons.